AAGAUGUUUUGCGACGAGAACAUAUGGAAUUAAUAGUUUUGUGAAGGGAUUCAAAAUACUGGUUAUGAAGGUUUUCUCAAGAUUGAUAAAAGAAAUGGAUUUCAAUCGAUUAAUCUCUAAUAUAAAAGUGGUCAACUAUAUCCAGAUACCGAUAUCCAACUGGUUUUAACUAUAUCUAGUCAAUAUACAGCUACUGAUAUCCAUCAAGAAGUCAUCGAUAUUGAGAAAAAAUAUAUAAGAAACAAAAAAGAUUACCAGGAGAUCAGACGGAGCUAUGGACGAGUUAAUGAAUGCUGAGUUUAAAGAAGCGUUUGAUGAGUUUGACAAGGACGGAAGUGGAUCUAUAUCAACCAAAGAACUUCUAGGAGUAAUGAGAUCCAUGGGACAAAACCCGACUGAGGACGAGGUUCUGGAGCUGGUAAUGGAGGUGGAUCUGAACGGAGAUGGAACAAUUGAUUUCCAGGAGUUCUUACAAAUGAUGAAGAAGAAGAGCUCCGAGGAGGACCAGAUGGAGGACUUGAGAGAAGCUUUUCGAAUGUUUGAUAGAAACAAAGAUGGAUUCAUUGAUCUGGUGGAACUACGGAAGGUGACGAGUAUUAUGGGAGCUACCUUGUCUACAACAGAGAUUCAGGAGUUCAUGAAGGAAGCAGAUAAGGACGGAAAUGGAAAGAUUGAUUACGAUGAGUUUGUCAACAUGAUGAAACAAUACUGAUAGAUUUAUCCAAGGGCAGGAUUAAUCCUGAGUACUCAGAGAUAUAAUGACAAUCAUAAUCUUGAUGUUUGCACAGAACAUUUAUGUUUACAAUUUAAGAAAAGGAUCGUGAGGGUUUGUCCUGCUGAUUAGAAUUAUUAAACCAAGGAUUUGUAUCCUGAAUAUGUCCUAGAGCCCCUGUGAUGUAUGUAUUGUAUAUUUAUAGUCCUGUAAUCUGUUUGUUGAGGAAACUACUACAGAUCAGCACCCUGUGUUUUUAUCUAUUCCUUGCUACACCCUGUAUCUGAAAUACAUAUUUUUUAAUUCCAAAAAUGUAUUUUUUCUAUAUCACAUUUUAAACAGUGUUUAUUAUUGUAAAUAAUGAGGUGAAAUUUAACAUAUUUUAAUCUGCUUAUAUAAGGAAAAUGUAAUUGUUAGAAUUAAAAAAAAACAUUUUUUAUAGAGAACUACAAAAAAAUUUAACCAAUUCAAAGUUUUCAAGGAAUGUAUUGCACGCCUAAUUGACCAAGGUAACCAAAUGUAAAUGGCGAAGCAUAAUUUAGAAUUUCAAGAAAAAUUAGCAUACAGGGACAUUUUAUUGUUUAAUUAUCCCAUGAAGAGUUCAAUACAAGAACUAUCUAACAAAUUAUUUUUCUACCUCAGGUAGUUUGUAAAACUUUUUCCGAACCCCAGAUGUCAUCCUCCGAACCCCAGUUGUCAUCCUCCGAACCCCAGAUGUAAUCAUCCGAACCCCAGAUGUAAUCCUCCGAACCCCAGAUGUCAUCCUCCGAACCCCAGAUGUAAUCCUCCGAACCCCAGAUGUCAUCCUCCGAACCCCAGAUGUCAUCCUCCGAACCCCAGAUGUCAUCCUCCGAACCCCAGAUGUCAUCCUCCGAACCCCAGAUGUCAUCCUCCGAACCCCAGAUGUAAUCCCCCGAACCUCACAACAAGAGCAUCAGAAAAAUUUGCAAGGUUUUGAUCCGAGGAUUAAGUAAACUUCCCGACGAGUAGCUCACAAAGAUCCUGACUUAGGAGACAAAGCUAUAAAGUUGCAUCAUUUUUCAUGACCGGGUCGACUUUAAAGUGUUGCGACUCAUUGACCUUGAUUCUAAGAAAUCUAAAUGGAGGAAAAGAAUUAAAAUUUUUCUCUGAAAUAUCAUCUUUUGUUAGUAAGAUUGUACAGUAAUAACCAGAAAACAAUGGAAUAGGAAGACGACAUUAUAUUAAUACUAAAGUGUAUGUAAUAGUGUUACAAAGCAACUAGUUUUACUAGACACAAAAAAAUCACUUAUUUUGUGAAAUGGGUCUGUUUACACUGCACAAAUGCUGUGUUUCAAGGUCAUUGAACUUUUUUGAUUCUCAAAAACGUUCUACUAUUCCAGAGUUUUCUGGUUAUCACUGUAAGUAUCUAAUUCCAGCAAUAUAUAUUCUCAUAAUUGUGAUAUUUGCAGCUUUUGUUCUAAUUGUUGAAUAGUAUGCCUAUGCACAUUGUACUAUCUACACAUAUCAUUAUAAAUACCUGCAUAUA
Molecule: messenger RNA, 2219 nt
Organism: Eurytemora carolleeae
Lineage: Eukaryota; Metazoa; Arthropoda; Copepoda; Calanoida; Temoridae
Product: neo-calmodulin
Exons: 7
Coding region: 275-712 (145 amino acids)
Molecular function (GO): calcium ion binding
Source: RefSeq, a predicted model, not a curated record